AAACUCAGUGCAGGCUCAGAGGAGCUGUCAGAGGGGGGCUCUCUGCUGGGCGGGGGGGAUCUGAGUGACCAGGCCUGUCUGCUGUCAGACUGUGAACACCACACAUCCGUCCUGACCGUGUGUCUGACCGUCUCUGAGGACCGGACCCAGUACCAGUGUGAGGUGCUGUGCAGGGGCCAGAGCAUCACCAGAGUGACCACAGUCCGGGUGAAAGUGGAGCCGUCUUUCCUCCAGAUCACCAGCAUCCCUCAGAUCCCCAAGGUGGAGAGGAGCCUGGUGCUUUGCUGUCGGCUGGAGAACUUCUACCCCCAGGAGGUGGACCUGGAGUGGUCCAGGAACGACGGGGAGCCGGUCUGUGGGGUCACACACUUCGGACCUUUCUCGGACCACACCCGGCUGUACAGCCUGUGGAGUAAGAUCCAGCUGCUCAUGGCCAGAGAGGACGAGAGGGCCGUCUACAGCUGCCGGGUCUACCACUCCAGCUUCCCUGCUCCGGGGUACAAGGACGCCCUGUACCACAUCAACACUCAAGGGACUCCUCCUGACGUGAUGUUCAUCGACUGCGAGCCGCCGUGCCCCCUGCUGGGGGGGGACUGCACUCUGCAGCUGUGCCUCAAAGACUUCUGUCCUGAGACGUGUCAGUGACCUGGACUAAAGAUGGAGAGGAGGUUCCCUCUUUCAACACCCCCCCGAGCCUCAACAUCAACGGCCUCUACUCCAUGUACACUUUCCUCAAACUCACCCCCACCAAGCAGGACCGGGGCUCCAGGUUCAGGUGCCGGGUGGAGCACAGCGCCCAGCAGGAGCCGGAGGAGAGGCUCUUCACCCUGCCGCUCACACACAGCCUGCUGAGCAUCCAGCCUGCAGACCCCUGAUCCUGCAGGCUGUCUGCACUCCACAGUACUUUGAUGUAUGAGAGUGGGGAUGCUCUCAGUAGAGAGGUUUAAUGUCGUGGGUCACAGGUUCCUAAAGGAUGCACCAGGGGUGGGGAACCUUUUUCCUCUCAAGGGCCAUCCUCCGAGGGCCGUACAAAUUAUUGACCUCUGCUUAAAAAUACUAAAAUCACAGCCCACU
Molecule: messenger RNA, 1074 nt
Organism: Gymnodraco acuticeps
Lineage: Eukaryota; Metazoa; Chordata; Actinopteri; Perciformes; Bathydraconidae
Product: SLA class II histocompatibility antigen, DQ haplotype D beta chain-like
Exons: 3
Source: RefSeq, a predicted model, not a curated record